ACAAGUUUGAACAGAAACAACUGAAACAAGCACACAAACAACAGAAACAAACAAUCGGGAAGGCGUAUGAAAGAAACAAAUAUGCAGAAAAGACGACGCUGUGAGCUUGUUGACAAAGAAACGGCACAUUUUUCACAGGUAGAUGAAGCUUGCAAGGAAAAGGAAGAUUGCUUUGCAGAGCAGCAGCUGCCCACAAAACAUCGAUACCUGCUGUAAUGACAGUCACACAGAUACUUUCAAACAUGAAGAAAAGCAUUUAAGCAGUAGCAAAAGCCAACAAAAUAUCAUGCAGGAUGUAUCAGAUGCAGAUGAGACCAGAAAUUCUGUAUGUUGUGUAUCUGGAGAAUAUGAUACUAACAAUAGCUAUGGUGAGUCUCAGAAGACACUCAAGAAUAAGAACAGUCUGAAGGAACACUCACUUUUGCACAGUGACAGCCACCGCUACAGCUGUACUGUGUGUAGCAAAACAUUCAGUACAGCCAAUUAUCUGAAAAUACACAUGAGGAUACACACAGGUGACCGUCCAUUCAUUUGUUACGUGUGUGGCAAGGCGUUCAUACACAACAGUAACCUGACAUGCCACAUGCGCAACCAUACAGGUGAACGACCCUUCAGCUGUACUGUGUGCUCAAAGACAUUCACUAGUGGUAGUGUCCUAAACCAGCACUUGCGUAUACACUCCUCUGAAUUCCCUUUCAGGUGCACAGUGUGCAGCAAGACAUUUAAAUGGAAAAGCAAUCUGACAACACAUUUACGUAUCCAUACAGGUGAACGUCCCUUCUGCUGCGCUAUAUGUAGCAAGACAUUCACAGAUGGUAGUAGCCUAAGGAAGCAUUUGCGUGUCCACUAUGUAAAUGCUCCUUCAGUGGCAAGAUCUUCUGUUAGAUACUUGCAAUGAACAGUUAGGUGUAUGAGUGAAUGCCUGUAGAUCGAAUCAUAAUGUGCUGCUGCAUUUUUUUAAUGUUGUUGACUGUGUUUACAUAUUGUUGUUACCUGUUGGGAACUGUUAUUGGGACACAUUUGAAUGUGUUACAGGCACUGAAAGAUAUUCACAAACAAUAUGUGUGUGAUUGUGUUGGUGUUAUAAGCAAAUAAAAAUUUUAUUUAGACAACUGAAAGCAUUUGUUCUAUCAUUUUUGGAGAAUUGAAUAGGUGAAUGUUUUGUAAUUAUGUGAAUAUUGUAUUAAAAUUUCUAUCAGUUUAACAGCUGGAAUGACUUGUA
Molecule: messenger RNA, 1222 nt
Organism: Schistocerca cancellata (South American locust)
Lineage: Eukaryota; Metazoa; Arthropoda; Insecta; Orthoptera; Acrididae
Product: gastrula zinc finger protein XlCGF67.1-like
Exons: 3
Coding region: 143-898 (251 amino acids)
Biological process (GO): central nervous system development; regulation of transcription by RNA polymerase II
Cellular component (GO): nucleus
Molecular function (GO): RNA polymerase II cis-regulatory region sequence-specific DNA binding; DNA-binding transcription factor activity, RNA polymerase II-specific
Source: RefSeq, a predicted model, not a curated record